Myxocyprinus asiaticus (Chinese sucker) is the source of this 3909-nucleotide messenger RNA. Its product is annotated as oocyte zinc finger protein XlCOF6.1. Gene Ontology annotation, biological process: regulation of transcription by RNA polymerase II. Gene Ontology annotation, cellular component: nucleus. The coding region runs from base 317 to 2212 and encodes 631 amino acids. The record is from RefSeq and is a predicted model, not a curated record. Gene Ontology annotation, molecular function: DNA-binding transcription activator activity, RNA polymerase II-specific; RNA polymerase II cis-regulatory region sequence-specific DNA binding. The transcript is spliced from 3 exons. Lineage: Eukaryota; Metazoa; Chordata; Actinopteri; Cypriniformes; Catostomidae.
GUUCAGUAUAUUUUGAAAUGUGUUAUCGUGUCUGGCUUUGCGCAUUUUCUGAAAGCUUCUGGAUCGUUUAAACGCAUUUGAGACCCGAUAAAAUUACCAACUGUAUUGAAGAAAAACGACUUUAACCGAGCCAAAUUAGUCGUGUUGGUGUCAUUUUCAGCGAUGGCUGAACAACACGUCCGUUUAGGAUGUUGCACACUAACUGUCUCAGCGCAUUGGGCAUUCAGCGCAGUCUUAGGUUGGAUUUUCACUAUCGUCUAAAUGCAAAAUAUUAACUGAAGACUUAACUUAAGUAUUACCGGUUGUGCACAAGAAGAUGAAACAAAGUAAAAGAAAGCCAUCAAGAAAAAAGAAAAUAACCAGACAACUGCAAAAUGUUAAGACGGAGCCAUUGCCCUCAAAUGGUGAUGGCAUCAACAUGGACACAGAUAAAACCGAAACAUUUCAUGAAACUCAGGCCUGUGUUUUAAACACCUCUCCUGAGGUUACACAGAUGAGACAGGAACAAGGAGACUUGGAAGCAUCCCAGCAUCAAAACGGGGUAUUUGAACAACAUCAGCAACAGAACAUUAACCUGCAGCCUCAUUCAAUUGCUUUCUCUGUAUUCGUUCCAAAGACAGAACCAGACUGUGUUCCCUUGAACCCACCGAAUUUUCAUGUAAAAACUGAGCCUGGUAUUCCUGAAGUAUUGCAGAGAGAGCCUGGUUUGAGUAUAAAGGAGGAAAAUGAAGAUAACUGGACAGAAGUCAAGCAAGAGAUGCCAACUGAAAACACUCUGGAUGAUUCUGGCCAGGAGAAAAACACGGCUUCCUCCUUUCCAAUUUUUCCUUGUCCUCAUUGCUCUGUGACUUUCACUGAGUUCUCACACUUUGCCAAACACCUUAAAUGGUCCCAUCGAAGUGAAUACUUUGCCUGGGUGGAAAAUCACAAUGUAUUCAAUUGCUCGAAAAUAUCCUCUGGGAUGCUAAGCUGCUCUUCGUGCCACUUUCGUUUCUUCUCUCAGAAGCAGUUGGAGGCACACAUGCGCAGGGCCCAUCUCCCCAAACCCAAACCCACCCGAAAACGCUACACCUGCCCACAGUGUGCUCGCAGCUUUGAUUACAUUGGUAAUCUGAAAAGGCAUUGCCGCAGUUGCCACGAUUUAGCCACUGUGUGUAAAGAUGGACAGAUUAGCUGUGCUGCGUGUGGUAAAAGCUUUGCAGGAGUGUGGGGUGUUGGACCACAUCGCUGCCACGAGCCAGAGGACAAGAAGAAACCUGAGGCUGGAGCAGAUGGACCGAUUUGCACAGAUCGUGGCUACCUGUGCCGAGACUGUGGAAAGAACUGCUCUUCACUUCAGUGUCUGACUAUACACAAACGCACUCACACUGGCGAGAAGCCGUUUGUGUGCAAAGAUUGUGGCCAUAAAUUCAGUGAGCGGGGGAGUCUGCGGAGGCACAGAGUCGUCCAUACAGGGAUCAGGCCACACAAGUGCCCUGAAUGUGGUAAAGAUUUUGCCAGAAUGGCCCACCUCCGUUCUCAUCUCAGAACCCACACUGGGGAAAGACCGUACCCUUGCCCCCAGUGCGGGAUUAGAUUCAGCCACAAAUCAACACUUCAUAUCCACCAGCGAGUUCACUCCAAGGAAAAAAACUUUCCAUGUCCCAAAUGCGGCAAAACUUUCUCUGCUCUGAAGUACCUGGAGGCCCACCAACAGGGACACAACUCCGAGCGAUUGUUGCAGUGCAGAGAGUGCACCAAGACGUUUUCACGAGAAGAUGUACUACGGAAACACCGUCGCAUUCAUUCGGGGGAGCGGCCGUACCAUUGUGAUGUUUGCAACAAACGCUUCAAACGCAUACAGCACCUGAAAAACCACCAGCGCUCACACACUGGUGAGAAACCUUACCGCUGUGAGCACUGCGGCAACAGCUUCGCCCAGUCUGGUGAUUUGACGAGACACAUGAGAGGACACACGGGGGAAAAACCCUUUGCCUGUUCUGACUGUGACCGCCGUUUCACCAACUCCGGUGACCUGGGCAAGCACAGGCGCAGUCAUACGGGCCAGAGACCCUACAAGUGUACCGAGUGUGGGAAAAGUUUUCGAAUGCCCCAGCACCUGAAGCUACACAAGCAAACACACACGGGGGAGAGGCCGUUCAGCUGCCCAGAAUGUCCUCGCACCUUCACUCGAUCACACCAUCUCUCUCAACACUUGGAAAAACACAUAUGAGGAAGGAUAACUGGACAAAUUCUGUUUAAAGGAAUAUUCCCGGUUCAAUACAAGUUCAGCUCAAUCGACAGCAUUUGUGGCAUAAUAUUGAUUACCACACAAUUUAAUUUUGACUUGCCCCAUCUUUUCUUUAAAAAAAUGCAAAAAUCUGGAUUACAGUGAGGCACUUACAAUGGAAGUGAAUGGGGGCCAAUUUUUGAAUGUUAAAAUACUCACAACUUUACAGCUCAAAUAAUACAUGAGUUUUAAAAGAAAAAUGAAUGUAUGUGCUUUUAUAAAAUUAUAAGCUUCACAUUUCUACCUAUAAACCCACCAAAAAUUGGACACAUUCACUUCCAUUGAAAGUGCCUCACUUUAACCUCGAUUUUUGCUAUAUUUAAAGAAAAGGAUGGAUGAAUCCAAAUUAAUUUUUGUGGUAAUCAAUGUUAUGCUACAGAUGCUGUUGAUUGAGCUUGUACUAACUUGUACUGAACCUGGAAUAUUCCUUUUAAAGGAAUAGUUCAUCCAAAAAUUUUAAUUGUGUGUUUACUCAUCAUCAUGUCUUCUAAACCUGUAUGACUUCUUUAAAUGGAAACAGAUACAUUUUUAAUGAAUAUCCAGUCUGUCUAUUCAUUACAAUAUCAGUUGAUAGUGACUCACUGUAAAGCUUAGAAAAAGCACCCAUAUAGUGCAUGCAACUCGUGCAUCAUAUUAAAACAUCUUCUGAAGCAUACGAUGGGGUUUUGGUAAGGAGCAUCCUGAAAUUUAAGUAAUUUUCCAGUGAAAAUCUUGAUGACCGUUGCAGAAUUAUUAGUGCUGUGGGUUGGAAACUUGGGUUGUUUAUUGCUAAAAACAUGCGUCACUGUGAAUGCACCUGUUGGAACUUCUCUGUCAGCUGUUAUUGAAUUGACAAGACAUACUGGAAAAUUAUCCCUUUGUGUUCUGCAUAAGAAAGAAAGUCAUACAGGUUUGGAAUGACAUGAGGGUGAGUAAAUUAGGCAGAAUUUUUGGAGGAACUAUUCCUUUUUGGGGGGUGGGGGUGAUUGAAUUGAAUUUUUAUUUUAUUCAAUUUGUUUUUGCUACUUCAAAGAGAAAUUUUAAGUGUAGUUGACUUAAGUCUUCCUAUCUGGACUGCCCUUAGAGGGUUUGCAUAUUGUUAUUUUGCAUGUUUUACACCUGCAACCACUGGAGAUGUUAACCAAAUGGAAUUAAACCCUUAUAAUUGUUUUUGCAUGUAAUAAAUCUGGGGGAAAAAGGGCAGACCAACAACCGGGGCUGUAACAAAUACUUAGACCUUAUUAUGUUUCUUUGUGACCUGUACCAACAUUUGCAUGUUUAAAUUCUAUCAACUGCACAUAUUGUAAUGUGUCAAUGUUUAUACAGUAUAUGGUGGUUAUAGCUUUCAUGAUCCUGAAAUCUUUCCACCUUAAUUAUCACCAUCAUAAAACAAAGUAUUUUGUGCAUAUUACUAAUGUAUUAAAUAUUAUUGUGGCUGGCUAAGUUAAUAUACAUCACUUUGAAGCAGUGAUGAAUUGCAUUUCUGAUGUAAUUUAAAAAUUCUGUGUAACUGUGUAAGAUAUACAUUGUAAUUUUACUGUGAAUUCUUAAGAUGAUGAAAUUGACUAAAUGAAGCUUGUGCUCAUCAUUGUGUUAGCUUAAAUGGUGGAAGUGAAACAGUAUUCUUCAUCUGAUCCUUAAAUAAAGCAAAAAUAUCAGUA